AUGUCCAAGACGCCCCUCCUAAUCCGCUCUUCACCGGCGUUGGGCACUGGAUCAUACGGUGCUGUCCCUAUCCAUGCGCAGCCUUCUCCGAGUUCAGAGGACGAUGAUCCCUUCUGGCAGGAUCAUUACAGUCACGACGACGACAAUGGCUUGAGACCGGUGCAGAGCAUGCCUAAUGAGCGCGGUAACCGCUCGAAUCCACGCGUACGAGCCACAGCCUCCAACUGGCGUCGACGUAGGUCGUCCAUUACCAGCGAGGUGACAAUGGGCCCUGAUGCGAAGACCUCAUUUGGGGUUGUGCCUCCAUUACACGAAGACAAGGCUGAGUCGUCCAACGCAAGCCAGAGGACAAGAGGCGAGUCAUCUGAGGAUGACUGGAACGAAGAGAAUCCACCAGACAACUCGCAGUAUGCCGAGGUGAGAGCAUCCGUCGCGCCUACAGACAACACCACAGUAUCAAUUAAUACUCCUCGUAUGUGGAUCUUGUCCAUGAUGUUUGCUGUGGCCGGCUCUGCCACAAAUCUGUUCUUCUCAUUGCGCUAUCCGAGCGUGGCCAUAACUCCAGUCAUCGCGCUCGUCCUUGUACAUCCCAUUGGCAAGCUAUGGGACUUGUCACUGAAACGGAAAAGCGACCCUGUCGCUACAUUCGUUGAUGGCGAUGUUCAGGAUCCUCCCUUGGCAGAUACGGGCCUGCCGCUCCGUACUCGCCUUCGCCUUUGGCUGGCCCAGGGACGAUGGAACGAGAAGGAACACGCUUGUGUUUAUAUCAGCAGCAAUGUGUCAUUUGGCUUUGCCUUUGCCACCGAUGUCGUUGUUGAGCAACACAAAUUCUACAAACAAGAAGUUCCGAUAAUGUAUCAGAUCCUGCUGACCGUCUCGACCCAGGUGUUGGGCUACGCUUUUGCCGGCCUUACUCGUCGUUUUCUUGUACGACCAGCCUCAAUGAUCUGGCCCGGCACCUUGAUGUCAACGGCCAUGUUUUCUACGAUGCACAAGAAUGAGAACAAAGUGGCCAAUGGCUGGACCAUGUCGCGAUACCGCUUCUUCGUUUACAUAUGGGCGGCAGCUUGCGCCUGGUAUUUCUUGCCAGGUUUAUUUAUGCCUGCGUUGAGCUACUUCAAUGUCAUCACUUGGUUUGCGCCCGAUAAUCGAGUGGUCUCGACACUGUUUGGCGUGUCAACUGGCUUGGGCAUGUUCCCACUGACGUUUGACUGGGCCCAGAUCGCUUAUAUCGGAUCGCCGCUCCUGACGCCUUGGUGGGCUGCCUUGAACGUUGUAGCCGGCCUGGUUAUCGUUAUGUGGGUAAUGGCACCUCUGCUCUAUUACGCAAAUGUCAUGUACUCUGCAUACAUGCCGAUCCUGACAUCGAUUGUAUACGACAAUCGAGGUAAGCGCUACGACGUUAGCCGAAUUUUGACACCAGAAUUCAUCUUCGACAAAGAAGCGUACGACAACUAUUCCAGAGUGUACCUCCCCAUCACCUACGUUCUCUCGUAUGGUGUGCAAUUUGCAGCACUUGCCGCUUUGGUCUCCCAUACCACUUGCUGGCACGGCAAAGAUAUCAUGCGGCAGUCGAGAGAAGCCUUCAACGAGCGCGAAGAGAAACGGGACACGGCUGGUUACGCGCCAGUACCGCAGCCGGUUUACAACGCCAAUCGAUGUGCCUCUGCACGAAAGUCCGGGUUUGAUGUGCAUAAUCGACUCAUGGCGCGGUACCCGGACGUGCCAAUGACAUGGUACUUGAUCACAUUCGUGGUCAUGCUUGCUGUGGGCAUGUUCGUGGUCGAGUAUUAUCCAGUCUACCUUCCAUGGUACGGCCUCAUCUUAGCGGUGUCCAUCACUGCAGUCCUCUUCAUUCCGGUUGGAAUUGUCAUGGCCAUCACCAAUCAGCAUUCGUCUUUAUACCUGAUCUGCCAGCUCAUCUGUGGUGUUGUCUUUCCUGGUCGUCCUGUCGCCAACAUGGUGUUUGUCACCUAUUGCUACAUCUCAUCGGCACAAGGCAUCAAGUUCUCCAGCGACAUGAAGCUUGGUCACUACAUGAAGAUCCCGCCGAAGUUGCUAUUCAAAGUGCAGAUGGUGGCUACAUUGGUCUCGUCGAUGGUCCAGAUUGGCGUAUUGAAUUGGAUGUUCAUCAAUAUCCCCCAUUUCUGCACGCCUCAGGCGAUAAAUGGCUUCAAUUGUCCGAUCGCUCGGGUGCACUUCAACGGCAGUAUCCUGUGGGGAGUGGUUGGUCCACAACGUUUCUUCGGACCCGGUGCGCUGUACAGACCACUUGUUUGGGCUUUCCUGGUAGGGUUUCUCGCGCCCAUAGGCGUAUGGCUGAUUGGCCGCAAGACUCAUAAGAAGUCGGUGUGGCGAAAGAUCAACCUACCGGUCCUCUUCGGCAGCUUGUCUUGGAUCCCGCCGGCCACGGGCCUCAAUUUCAGUAUUUGGGCGGUGGUCUGCUUCAUUUUCAAUAGUGUUGUCCGACGAAGGGCACCCGCUUGGUGGAGCAAGUAUACUAUGACGAUGAGUGCGGCCUUGGACAGCGGGCUUGCUUUCGGGCUUGUCGUUGUCUUCUUUGGCUUUCUGUAUCCUGGCUGGGGCUGGGUCCAGAACUUGAAAUGGUGGGGCACCGAAAUAUACAAGCAAGGCUGCGACUGGCAAGCAUGCUCUUAUCUGCAACUGAAGCCCGGAGAGACUUUUGGGCCAUGA
This is a messenger RNA of Cyphellophora europaea CBS 101466, 2694 nucleotides long. Its product is annotated as OPT family small oligopeptide transporter. Gene Ontology annotation, molecular function: oligopeptide transmembrane transporter activity. Bases 1 to 2694 code for a protein of 897 amino acids. Gene Ontology annotation, biological process: transmembrane transport. NCBI's taxonomy places the organism in Eukaryota, Fungi, Ascomycota, Eurotiomycetes, Chaetothyriales, Cyphellophoraceae. The transcript has a single exon. The record is from RefSeq and is a predicted model, not a curated record.